AUGCCUACCAUACACAAAAAUUUUGGACAUAAAAACUGCUUCUCCCUCCCUCCCUCCCUUCCUCUCUCUACCAUACCAAGGAGAGCCAUAGCCUCUCUCUCUCUCUCUCUCUCUAGAUAUCUCUCUCUUUUUCUCUCUAGAUCUCUCUUUUUUCUUGUAUCUCUAUAGGUUGUUAGAGCGGCGACGGCGAGAAGAGGAAGGAGCAACAAGGAGUAGAUCAUCAGUAUAGAGAGCAGCAGCAAUUUGGGAAGGUUCAUUAUUACAGCUCUGUUGUUUCAUUUCUUUGAGGAGACGAAGUUAGCAAGCAGGGAUUGCUGUUUCUGAAUUUCAAGGAGAAGAUAACAAUAGCAAAUGAUGAUGUCAUCUGGGUUCCAGCUCGGUGUGAUCGGGUCUCUUGCGCUGUCGGUUGCAUCAUCAGUUGCCAUUGUCAUCUGCAACAAAGCUCUCAUCAGUACCCUUGGUUUCCCUUUCGCUACAACAUUGACAAGCUGGCAUCUCAUGAUGACCUUCUGCACCCUCCAUGUGGCACAACGCUUGCAUUUCUUUGAACCAAAGGCAAUUGAUGGGCAAACAGUGAUCCUCUUUGGGUUGCUGAAUGGCACCUCAAUUGGCCUUCUCAACCUUAGUUUAGGAUUCAACUCCAUUGGAUUCUACCAGAUGACAAAAUUGGCGAUCAUACCUUUCACUGUGCUGUUGGAGACAAUCUUCCUGAAGAAAAGAUUCAGCGAGAGUAUCAAGCUUUCUCUACUGGUCUUACUUCUUGGAGUGGGCAUUGCUUCAGUUACUGAUCUCAAGCUAAAUCUACUUGGAUCCGUCCUUUCUGGACUCGCCAUCGCGACCACUUGUGUUGGGCAAAUUCUCACAAAUACAAUACAGAAGAGAUUGAAGGUAUCCUCAACGCAGUUACUCUACCAAUCUGCACCUUACCAGGCAGCAAUUUUGUUUGCGACUGGCCCUUUUGUAGAUCAACUCCUUACGAACCGCAGUGUCUUCGCCCACAAGUACACCACUCCAGUUUUGGGUUUCAUCAUGCUAUCUUGUUUGAUUGCGGUGUCUGUGAACUUCAGCACAUUUCUUGUGAUUGGAACAACAUCUCCAGUUACAUACCAGGUGCUAGGCCACCUUAAGACAUGUCUCGUUCUCUCAUUUGGAUACAUUCUGUUACACGAUCCUUUCAACGCAAGGAACAUAUUAGGAAUUUUGAUCGCCAUAUUUGGGAUGGGAUUGUACUCCUACUUCUCAGUGAAGGAGGGCAAGAAGAAGGCAACAAAUGAUCCACUGCCAGUUUCACAGAUGCCAGAAAAGGAGACUGAACCACUUUUGGCAACCAAAGACAACAGUGAUACCAAAAAAGCAAAUGGUGUAUCUCAUGACUGCUAAGACUUCUCUUGCUUAGUGUAGAUCUAGUAUAUGCACACUGCAUGCCUGCUCGUUGAAUUUGAAGGACCUGGAAAGCCAUUUCUUUCCAUUCUUGAUUGUUUUGUAGAAAAGAUAAAUGAGUUUUAUACUUGUAGAGAGUGUAUAUUUUGACAUUAAAAUUAUCAUUUGAUCCUACUUUCAUAUUCAACAGUUCCAACUGAGGGUUUA
Oryza sativa Japonica Group (Japanese rice) is the source of this 1587-nucleotide messenger RNA. Its product is annotated as UDP-xylose transporter 1. Gene Ontology annotation, cellular component: Golgi apparatus. The record is from RefSeq and is a predicted model, not a curated record. Gene Ontology annotation, molecular function: antiporter activity; UDP-xylose transmembrane transporter activity. NCBI's taxonomy places the organism in Eukaryota, Viridiplantae, Streptophyta, Magnoliopsida, Poales, Poaceae.